UCUGAUAACACUCUUCCGUCCCCCCGACCGGAACUAGAUCCACCACCCCUGAGCCUCCAUCGCCGCGCAACCCCACGCGCUCCUCCACCUUCUUCCCCGUCGGGGCCAUCGUGCCACCAGAACCACCGCUCCCCCACCUUCUUCUCUGCCGGGGCCCCCGCGCCACCAGAAACCCCGCUCCCCACCUUCUUCCUGGCACCGACGCCGCCAGAUCUCUCGCGCCCCGGCCACCGUGGCUCCAACCACCGUCUCCCCGUUCUGCCCCCCCUGGCCACCAGCACUUCCUUCGUGCAACAAGGGUAGCCGAGCACCGCAUCCGGCCGUGGGUUCACGACGAGAACCCACCGGAUCCGGCCUCCCAGAUGGCUGCGGCCGUGGGGCGUCGAGGUCACCGUGGCCCUCUCCUCCCCAGAUCCGGUGAGCCCCUCAUGGACCUCUCCUCCCUAGAUCGUGCGCCGACGGUGACAUCCAACGAGUCAGGGCGGACCUCAUCCGGCUUCUUCCCCCGCCGGCGCCGCAGCUGGCCGCACCUCCUAGUGCCCCUCGGGCUGGUCUCCCGCCGCCCCUGCCCGGCAUCACCCAUUCCCCACGCCCGGAUCCGCCAUUCGUCCUCGAUCUGGAUCAAGUCGACGACGAGCCCUCUCCUCGUGGCGGUCUCCGGCGAGACCCUCAUCUGCGCCACCCGUAGGUACUCGGGUGCCACCCCACCACGUGCAGCUUGGUCGCGGCCCCCGUGCAGCUCGGUCGCGCCGCCGCCGCCGCCCCAGCGCUGCACCUCCCUGACCAGCGCCGUUGCCGCCACUCCAGCCUUACGCCUCGCUGCAAUCCGCCCUCCUCCACGUCGACCCCUGGAUCUGACGACCGAGCCGCCACACGAGUCAAACAGAAACCGAUGAAAAGGAUUCCUGGGCUAGUGCUCAUCAGUCUUGGGUGACUAGUUUUGCGCACGUAGGAGUGCAGCUUGACCAACGGGACGUGCAAUUUGGCCCAUGGCGUCGACGGUUUUCCGGUGAACUCGCGUGUGCACGGGCAGUUCCCUUGGACUAUGCACACGUGGUCGUUUUUAUGAGGGGUUCACUGUGUAUGUUGGAGAGGUUCGCUCCUCCAUGGGGGUCAUCUUUUUAGGUAGUUCACUUCCUGAAUUGUUUUAACACUCUUUUGUUUUUGUUUAAAUCCGGUCUAGUGCAGUUCGUUUGUCAUGUUGGAUAUGUUCAUUUUCAUGAAAAAAUAAAAGGUUGAUGCAGCCCACUUCGAGGAAUCUUGUGGUUCACCGCAUUCAAUAAGGAAGAAACAGAGUGUCUUUAUCAGAUAGAUGUGGCUUUGAAGCUCA
This is a messenger RNA of Triticum dicoccoides, 1330 nucleotides long. RefSeq lists its product as uncharacterized. Bases 363 to 896 code for a protein of 177 amino acids. The transcript is spliced from 3 exons. The record is from RefSeq and is a predicted model, not a curated record. Lineage: Eukaryota; Viridiplantae; Streptophyta; Magnoliopsida; Poales; Poaceae.